This is a messenger RNA of Dalotia coriaria, 817 nucleotides long. RefSeq names its product superoxide dismutase 2 (gene Sod2). The record is from RefSeq and is a predicted model, not a curated record. The coding region runs from base 106 to 750 and encodes 214 amino acids. Gene Ontology annotation, cellular component: mitochondrion. Lineage: Eukaryota; Metazoa; Arthropoda; Insecta; Coleoptera; Staphylinidae. Gene Ontology annotation, molecular function: superoxide dismutase activity; metal ion binding. Gene Ontology annotation, biological process: superoxide metabolic process. The transcript has 3 exons.
AGCUGACGAACGUCAGAAACCGAAACGUUACUCUCAAGCAAGCUGUGCUAGCGGCGUGUGCACUGAAUUAUACAAUCAUAUAUUAAAAGAGGAAAGAACUGCACAAUGUUUGCCCUGCGGAGGCUUUCCACCGUCGCACUCAGCGGUGCCCGUUGCAAACACUCUUUGCCGGACUUGCCUUAUGCCUAUGAAGCCCUGGAGCCCAUCAUCAGCCGUGACAUCAUGACGCUUCACCACCAGAAACAUCAUGCCACCUAUGUGAACAAUCUGAAUGCAACCGAAGAGAAAUUGUCUCAGGCAAUCAGUAAGUGUGAUGUCUCUACUGCAAUCUCGCUGGAACCGGCGCUCCGCUUCAAUGGUGGUGGUCAUCUCAACCAUACCAUUUUCUGGGAGACACUCUCCCCAAAGUGUACUGAAGCAUCCAAGGAUCUGAUGGUGGCCAUUACUGAAUCUUUUGGCAGCUUUGAUGCAAUGAAGGAACUGUUAUCAGCUGCUGCUGUGGGAGUUCAAGGUUCAGGCUGGGCUUGGCUUGGAUAUGAUCCUAAAAUAAAGCGCUUACGGAUUGCACAGUGUGCUAACCAGGACCCGCUGGAGGCGACAACCGGGUUGAAGCCGUUGUUCGGGAUCGACGUCUGGGAGCACGCUUACUAUUUACAGUACAAGAACGUGCGCGCCGACUACGUGAAGGCCAUCUUUGAGGUCACUAAUUGGGAGGCGGUUAGCAAGCGUUAUUCCAAAGCCGCAUGUUAAUGUAUGGGGACAGCAUUGAUAUUGAUCUAGUUGUUAAUAAAGUAAAACAAACACGUGUACACACAAA